Messenger RNA from Chanos chanos (milkfish), 2282 nucleotides. RefSeq names its product RRN3 homolog, RNA polymerase I transcription factor (gene rrn3). Gene Ontology annotation, cellular component: nucleus. The transcript is spliced from 17 exons. Lineage: Eukaryota; Metazoa; Chordata; Actinopteri; Gonorynchiformes; Chanidae. Bases 15 to 1853 code for a protein of 612 amino acids. The record is from RefSeq and is a predicted model, not a curated record. Gene Ontology annotation, biological process: transcription initiation at RNA polymerase I promoter. Gene Ontology annotation, molecular function: RNA polymerase I core binding; RNA polymerase I general transcription initiation factor activity.
AACAGUAACCCAGCAUGGAGGUGGACAACAGAGAAUUUGUCCACACACCGUCGAUGAAGACGGUGCGCUUUGGGGGCAAUGUGCAGAGCACACUAGCUAAAUUUAAGCAGGGCGACACGAGCGAUUACGAAUUGUUAAAACAUCAGUUGUCAGAUCCGGACAUCAAGGAUGCACAGAUUAUCAACUGGUUGCAGGAAUUUAGGACGUGUAUCACUCAACUUAGCAAAGAACACGAACAGCUAAUCUGCGUCGUUCUGCGGUUGCCUUGGCUGGGCCGUAGCCAGGCUGUGGUGGAGGAGUAUCUCAUGUUCCUAAGCAACCUCGUCUCCGCCCAGACUGUAUACCUCAGAACCUGUCUCAAAAUCCUGGUCACCAACUUCACGCCCAAGAGAGUGAAGAUUCAGGAGGGAGACGUGGAUAUUUCAGACUCAGAUGAUGAUGAUGACAGUCUUCCCAGGAACUUUGACCGUUGUCACCAGGCCUUGCAGAUGAUCGCCAGAUAUGUUCCUUCCACCAGCAGGUUUCUGAUGCCAAUCCUCACAGAAAACUUCCCUUUUGUCCAAAAGUCUCCCAGAUCUCUUGAGUGUUACGUUCACAACCUGCUGCGGAUCUCCAUAUACCUCCCUGUGCUGAGGAGAGACAUUCUGGAGCUGCUUAUCAGCAAGAUGCUGACUCUGGAUGCCAACGCUCCACGGAAUGAGAUCGAGGAGGCAGAGGAGAGUGCGGAACAGCAAGGCCAGAGCGGAGAAUCCCAGGACAACGGCAUCUUUGAUAUGGAUGAAGAUGAGGAGAUGGUGUCUGCUCCCUCCCUCAGCACUGCCAUGGUCCACCCUGUUGCAGAGAGACUAGACACGUUAAUGGUCGUCCUGCUGGCCUACAUAAAGGACAUGUGCCAUGUUAAUGGCACGCUGGAGCUAGAGCAAACCAAAGCCCUUUACAGGGACCUGCUGUCUGUGUUUGAUAAACUCAUCUUACCCACUCAUGCCUCCUGCCACGUCCAGUACACUGUCUUCUACCUGUGCAGCUUUAGACUGGGUUUGGCAGAGGCCUUCCUGGAGCACCUGUGGAAGCUCCUGCAGAGCCUGUCCCAGCCCUCGGUGCUCAGGCAGGCCGCCGCUGGGUACAUGGGCAGCUUCCUGGCCAGAGCCAAGUUCCUGCCCGUCAUAACGGUGAAAGCCUGUCUGGAUUUGCUGGUGCCGUGGCUGCACCUCUACAUUGACGGUCAGGACUCCGGGUCACGGGCCUUCUGUGACGUAGACAUCCACGGGCCCUUCUACGCAGCCUGCCAGGCCGUGUUUUACACCCUGAUCUUCAGGCACAGAGCCAUCCUGGACGGCAACAUGAAGAAAGGACUGGCCUAUCUGCAGAGUCUAAACCUGGAGCGAAUUGUUAUGUGUCAGCUGAACCCACUGAAGGUGUGUCUGCCCGCUGUUACCAACAUGUUCGCUGCUAUCACCAGGAAGUAUCAGCUUGUGUUCUGUUACACCAUCAUCGAGCGAAAUGCCCGUACCGUUUUGCCCAUCGUGAGGAGUUCUAAGGGAGGAGACAGUGUUUCCACCAACACAAACCCUUUGGAUAGUUUCUUCCCCUUUGACCCGUACCUGCUAAAGAGGUCGGGGAAGAUUUUUGAACCAAUCUAUCAGGCAUGGGAGGAAUCCUCUGACUGUAUGGUGCAAAGUCCAAAGAAGGACGUGAGAAAGGCGUCCACAGAGGACGAGGAUGAUUUCCUCCAGGGCGAGACGCCGAAAGGAGAAACUAUCCUGGGUAUGACUCCCAGCUCCUACGACUCCAACCUCCACAGCCCCAGGAGCGUGGGCUCUCCCCCUGUCGCCUUUCUGCAGAGGCCUUUCUGAUCUCUGUCCUUCACCGCUCUCCCGAGGAGGAGACGACAGGCGGGACAGGAGCAGUCCGUGAGGAGAACACGUGACGUGGAGGCAGGCAGUGUUUUGGAGAGUUCCUUUUAACAAACACUCAGCGAGUGGUCGUUGGAGGUCAACUGUAAUUGGGGGGAAAAUUGGAGGGGUUAAUGUGAGCUAAUCUGAGGGGUUCGUGUGACCUUCAUUUUCUUUUUUCAGCUCUGGCUUUUUUUCUGUGUAGCACCCUUACAGGUAGUUUUCUAUCAGGUUUUUGACACUAGUCAAAUGGUCCAGUUUCCAUAUGCAACAGUGUAAAAAUACAAAGAUAUGUUUGUAAGAUAUGUUUUGAUAAUUCUGUAUUUAAGGAGGUUUUGCAAAAGAAGUUUUGCAUUUUCACAGUUUAUUAUUGUUUAAUACAUUACUGUA